AUUUUAAAGUGACAUCUUACGAUCAGCUAUGACAAUUCGUCUACCUGUGUGGUCGAUGUCAUCUUAAUUUCCUCGUGAAUGGAACUGAAGCUUUGUGUUGUUUCCGUUCAAUUUUUCUCUGUUCCAGUCGUAGUAAAGUCAUUUGUACAGUUUACUUUGGUUUUACAGACGUAAAGGACCAGAGUCCUGUAGUGUUCAGUUUUCUUUUGACGCUCGUGUAAAUCAUUUGUACCUCGGCCGUUUGGAGCAGUUUCGAUAUCAACAUCUGUCUCUCUGAACGUCCUCUGCUUUGAGCGAAUACAACAUAUCUCGAUUAUCUGAUUAAAAUAUUUAAGUGACUCAAUGAUAAUUAUCUGUUAACGACCGCAAGAACUUAAUUGCAAGCAAUUUUGUUCUGAAGGAAAAACAAGGUGUUCCAAAGGUAUUUUUCUUAAAAAAAAAAAAACCUGCUUCUGCCAGACGUGACGAGACUAAUAGAGGGAGAACAACAAUUGUAAUUUGGAAGACCUCAACGUUAGCCACGAAAGCUGAAACAAAAACAUCGAGUCAUUAGCAGUAAAUUAAGCCAUUUAUAAGUUCGAGAAGAACUUCGUAAUAAGCAAGUAUUUAUCAAACAAAAUCCACACGAAACACAAAUAGUCACAUAACAGGGGGCGCCCUGAGUUCAUGAUGUCCCGUUGAAAAACCAUGAUGAUGGCGAUAGUUACACUACAAACUAAAUAUGAUUAGCGUUCAUUUAUUUUAAAUAUUGCCAAACUAAACUGAUAGUUUUUAGGACAGAUCUGUCGUUUUUUCUUGGGUGGUACGCUUGACGUAGAAACAGUGAAAUUUUCGUCAGAUAUUUUUGAUGACUGACUAUCGCAUGUCUUCUUAAUUGCCUGUGGUUUCAAUGUUGUGAAGAUUAAAUACAAAUCUUUCAACUUCGCUUGAAAAACAAGGCGGUACCACACUCGAUGAGUAUCUCACUUUUUUCUUCAUCAUUUUAAUUUCAAGCCCCAAAUGGGAAAAACAACGAAAGCGUUCUUGAACAAGUAUUACUGCAAGACACACUCUGUUUACAAAGGCUCCUAAGUGGCUUUACAAUUUUGAAAGUCCAUAGUACAAUGGAACAGUUGGCUUUAGAAGCGAUGCGGCAAGAUUUAGCGGGAGACAAUUUAUACUUCAACUCUGCGGGAACGCAAAAACGCCGCUCAGCAUUGAAUUAUGACAACUGCUGGUUGCUUUUUUUUUCAACUGAAACCUCCUGGAUUCACUCCGUGAAAAUGUGACUCCAGAUUAUCUCAACCUCGACGCAAUUAGCUCGAACUGAAAUAAAUUACUUUUAUGAUUGAAAAGGAUUACACCAGUGGUGUAGCGGUUGUUCUCUCUAUCUGUGUGAUCAGAGGCGUGAGGCAUUUAUCAACGGCUUUGACAGCUCUGAAAAGAACUUAAUUAAUAAGGAAAUAAUUUCUCAGCGGGACAAUGCGACAAUGACUUUUCCUGUGGUAAAAUGGAAGCACACGGUAUUUUCAUUUCCACUGUGCACACUCUCAGCUUGAAAUUUUACUUUAAUAAUGUUUGAAAUUAUUUUCAGUGGUGUUUUGUAGCUCGCGGUAUGGGUUCAUAACAGGACAAAUAAAUGAAUGGUAGGGGGUGAAAGUUUAGCUUUAUAAACUGUCACUAAUAACGCAAAUAAUAAAGUUGAUUAAUCAGUGAUGAGCUUUUAAUUAACAAUCCUUAAGAACUAAUAUCAUUGUUUUGCUUGUGUGUUUUAUUAACCGUGUCAAAAUCCACUGGCUGUAUAUCUACACAGCGCGUCUGAGAAGUCUUGUGAGGCGAGGAUCUAGUGAACAUUUCGCCCAGUCUAAAGUGAGCUGUAAUCAGUGUUAUUGAGAGCAAGAAUGCAACAAUUAAUUGCAUAAGUGGGUAUUGAUAUUCCAUGGAUGGUCUUACUGCUUUUGUGUCCCGGUUCGACAAGGUAAAGCCACAAGAUUCAUCAGCCACACAAGUUGAUGGUGGCCGAGAGCAGGACAAUGCUUCAUCUUCUUCGAGCUUGGUGACUCUUCCAUUCAGCAUUGCGGAAAUUUUGAGCGAUAAACGAAAUGAGCCAAGGAAAAAGGAAACCGAAGACAUCAGUAUUGAAAUGAGACGGUAUGCUGUGCAAGGUUUUGACGAAUCACCCAGACGAACAAACCGGUGCAAACCUCCGCGAAACAGGAAAAAUUUUACGAGAGAACAAUUGCGAGAACUGGAGAAACUGUUUGAUCAGACACAUUACCCAGAUGCCUUGACGCGGGAGACACUGGCGAAGAGGAUGGGCCUAUCAGAAGCUAGAGUUCAGAUCUGGUUUCAAAACCGUCGUGCUAAAAGUCGUCGGCAGGAAGGACCGAGUCAGAGGGGCUUCGUUGUCCCGGCAACCCCGACAUACAAACCACCAAAUCACGUAACUCAGCUACGCCAAGAAACAUCUAUCACACCAUUUACCCAUGGUGCUUAUAGAACUGGGUGUGUUGAGCAUCUGUGCAUGUGUAACCACGCCAGUUUUGUUACCAGUGUCAGUCAGGUUGAUUAUAAUCGUCAGUUUAAUCAACAAACAAGCAUCGAGGAUCUGAGACGUAAAGCUCGGUACCACAACUGGGGGGGGCAUAACGUACAUUGAGCCCGCGUUUUCAUCUCCUUGGAUCA
Messenger RNA from Pocillopora damicornis (cauliflower coral), 2664 nucleotides. RefSeq names its product paired box protein Pax-7. Gene Ontology annotation, cellular component: nucleus. Gene Ontology annotation, biological process: regulation of transcription by RNA polymerase II. Lineage: Eukaryota; Metazoa; Cnidaria; Anthozoa; Scleractinia; Pocilloporidae. The record is from RefSeq and is a predicted model, not a curated record. Gene Ontology annotation, molecular function: DNA-binding transcription factor activity, RNA polymerase II-specific; sequence-specific double-stranded DNA binding.